Aspergillus nidulans FGSC A4 is the source of this 394-nucleotide messenger RNA. Its product is annotated as cytochrome c. The record is from RefSeq and is a predicted model, not a curated record. The coding region runs from base 2 to 394 and encodes 130 amino acids. Lineage: Eukaryota; Fungi; Ascomycota; Eurotiomycetes; Eurotiales; Aspergillaceae. Gene Ontology annotation, cellular component: mitochondrial intermembrane space. The transcript is spliced from 3 exons. Gene Ontology annotation, molecular function: heme binding; electron transfer activity.
AAUGCUAAUCAAUUGUUUUUUCCAGGCGACUCUACCAAGGGUGCUAAGCUCUUCGAGACCCGUUGCAAGCAGUGCCACACUGUCGAGAACGGCGGCGGCCACAAGGUCGGCCCCAACCUCCACGGUCUCUUCGGCCGUAAGACUGGUCAGGCUGAGGGCUACGCCUACACCGAUGCCAACAAGCAGGCCGACGUCACCUGGGACGAGAACUCUCUGUUCAAGUACCUCGAGAACCCCAAGAAGUUCAUCCCCGGUACCAAGAUGGCUUUCGGUGGUCUCAAGAAGACCAAGGAGAGGAACGAUCUCAUCACCUACCUCAAGGAGAGCACUGCUUAAAUCGUUCGCGAUUAGACGAGAUAAACCGCCCCCUGGGGAUCGCCGGGCCUCUGGCUAG